Messenger RNA from Ictidomys tridecemlineatus (thirteen-lined ground squirrel), 3000 nucleotides. RefSeq names its product nuclear receptor subfamily 2 group E member 1 (gene Nr2e1). Gene Ontology annotation, biological process: regulation of DNA-templated transcription. Gene Ontology annotation, molecular function: DNA-binding transcription factor activity; sequence-specific DNA binding; zinc ion binding. Lineage: Eukaryota; Metazoa; Chordata; Mammalia; Rodentia; Sciuridae. The record is from RefSeq and is a predicted model, not a curated record.
GGGGGAAAAGCUAAGUGGGCCAGGGACGCCCUAUUCCCCUCCCCGCGGCUGCCUGUCAGAGCGCUUCUGGAGAUAUUUCAGAGGACCCAGCCCGCAGCGACAGGCACAAAGUCACGGGGUAAUGAACUUCGGGGACCCUUUGCCGCUGCGUGCGCGGCUCUCCCCGGAAACCCGGACCUGGCCGUUUCUUCCCUCGGAAGAUUUCCCAGCAAUCUAGUUUUCCCACUCGGCUCUCGGGUUCCGGCAGCACAGAGCCCAUCUGCCUCUGAGCCUGCGGUUGUGUUUUUCCAUCUUUCUUUAGAAGACCAGCGGUCUGUAGAGAUCUGCCCACACUCUGCAUGCCUAUGUAGAGGGAGAGGUUGAAGACUGAGUGACAGGAAUGGGGAAAGAGAGGGAUUUUACCCUUUUUGUUCCAUAGGCAGACCAUUUUCGUGUCUCCAUCUGUCUUUCAAUACCCUUCUCGUACUGUCCUCCCUUCUUCAGCCUUCCUGUCCAUCUCUCCAUCUGUCUGUCCAUGUGUAUGUCCAUCUUAAGCAGCAAUCCCAGCAGCCGCAGUUUUGCAAGAGGCGGGAAGAAACUUAAGGAUGCUUAAAUUUCCACUGUGGAACGAAUUCUGAGCACCGGGAGAGCAGCGCCGCGCGCGACCGAUACCCACCUGUCGGGCCCCGAAGCUUUGCAGGCUGGAGGGCGGCUGGCGAGCUGCGGCGCCCGGCAGCGAGGCGGGCGCUGCCGGCCGGGACUCCGGCAGUGCCCACCAACCGCUCCGCCCCGGGACCGCCAGCAUGAGCAAGCCGGCAGGAUCAACAAGCCGCAUUUUAGAUAUCCCCUGCAAAGUGUGUGGUGACCGCAGCUCGGGGAAACACUACGGGGUCUACGCUUGCGACGGCUGCUCGGGGUUUUUCAAGAGGAGUAUCCGAAGGAAUAGGACAUAUGUCUGCAAAUCUGGAAACCAGGGAGGCUGCCCAGUAGACAAGACACACAGGAACCAGUGCAGGGCGUGUCGGCUGAAGAAGUGUUUGGAAGUCAACAUGAACAAAGAUGCUGUGCAGCACGAGAGGGGUCCUCGGACAUCCACCAUUCGCAAACAGGUGGCCCUCUACUUUCGUGGACACAAGGAGGAGAACGGGGCAGCCACGCACUUCCCGUCCGCUGCUCUGCCAGCUCCCGCCUUCUUCACCGCGGUCACACAGCUGGAGCCGCACAGCCUGGAGCUGGCCGCAGUGUCCGCCACUCCAGAGCGUCAGACCCUCGUGAGCCUGGCUCAGCCCACUCCCAAGUACCCCCACGAAGUGAAUGGUACCCCAAUGUAUCUCUAUGAAGUAGCCACAGAGUCAGUGUGUGAAUCAGCUGCCAGGCUUCUUUUUAUGAGCAUCAAGUGGGCUAAGAGUGUGCCAGCUUUUUCCACGCUGUCUUUGCAAGACCAGCUGAUGCUUUUGGAAGAUGCUUGGAGAGAACUGUUUGUUCUAGGAAUAGCACAAUGGGCCAUUCCGGUUGAUGCUAACACUCUACUGGCUGUAUCUGGCAUGAAUGGUGACAACACAGAUUCCCAGAAGCUGAACAAGAUCAUAUCUGAAAUACAGGCUUUACAAGAGGUGGUGGCUCGGUUUAGACAGCUCCGGUUAGACGCUACUGAAUUUGCCUGUCUGAAAUGCAUUGUCACUUUCAAAGCUGUUCCUACACACAGUGGUUCUGAACUGAGAAGUUUCCGGAAUGCUGCCGCCAUUGCAGCUCUUCAAGAUGAGGCUCAGCUAACUCUCAACAGCUACAUCCAUACCAGAUACCCCACGCAGCCUUGCCGCUUUGGAAAACUCCUGUUGCUUUUGCCAGCUUUACGUUCUAUCAGCCCAUCAACCAUAGAAGAAGUGUUUUUCAAAAAAACCAUCGGCAACGUACCAAUUACAAGACUGCUUUCAGAUAUGUACAAAUCCAGUGACAUCUAAGCUCUCAAAGUACCCACUUUUCAGGAUGGGACAGUAUCAGAUGAACUUCUACCCGUGGAGAACAAGCCUCAACUAACAAACCCUUCAGGAAGCAGAAACCUGGGAAUGUGUAGCCUUCAGGAAAAAAAUGCCAACUGACACACAACAGUUCCAGUAGCUAAGACCUGCUGCCUCCACCAGGGCAGGGCAGCCAGGAAGGAAAGGGGGUGCAAGAGGACUGCGUGGCAGGAAGUCACAGCUGCUGUGCCCUGGGAGGGGAAAACUGGGGGCUGCCACAGGCCGAGCUGUUCUGCCUCUGACCUGGAAGAUCUGGCCAAGCUUCAAAAGCUGAAAGACAAGUCGUACUUUCCUUUCCUUAUUAGCACAUAGAGUUGGGUGACCCAGUAUAGUUCUGUGUGUAACAUCGUACUGCAGCCUUCGGAACUAUGUUAUGUUGGAGAAUUUAUUUUAAAAAGAAUGGUUAGGUUUGAAAUCGAGAGUAUUAUCAAAAGUUUCCCUUCUAUUGUAAUACAUCAUUAAGUGGCCUUCAGAACCGAGUUAAUAUGUGAAAAUUAGCUUAUGCUGUGUGAUUUGCUUUUCCUCAAUCUCCUUUUUCCCCUUUCUCUUCUUUUUUUUUUUUCCUUCGUCUUCUUCUCCCCGCCCCCUUUUCCUUUUCCUUCUCUUUUAAUACCAUAGGCCAGGCAACCUUGUCAAAGGAAUUGGUGGACAAAAAUGAGAUUCUCACCAGGAUUUCAGGUUGGAUAACAUCUCAAAAAUAGAAGAGCUUUACUAAAAAGAACACAAGUCGAGGGAAGAUGAGUAAAAACAGCAAAACCAAAUAAAGUGAGAUGAGUGAUUGAGUGAGGCAGAUUGCUGUCCCUUUAAGGUCGUGCUGAAACCAAAGGCAAUGGGGUCCACACUCCUGGUUCAGCAAGUCACAGCAGACGGUAAACAAAAGCGGACACAAUGCCAGAAGGAACUUCAAGGAGAUGAGCACCAAGUGGUUUCCCGAUUGAUCCAUUGCUAACAGCCUGAGACUCUUCAAUGCCUUUCAGAAAACUCUGGUUUCUAGUAAAGCCUU